CCUCUAUAUAGAGUCCCCUCCCUCUAUAUGAAAACAGCUUCCCUUGACCUGUCCAUUAUUUUCUUCUCAUCUCAGAGAUGGUUCACGCCCACUAACGCUCAUAUCUGCUUCUGGUUAUAAUGAUGGUAGAACUCCUUCCAUGUUCUAAAAAUAAUGCAUGCUUAUGUUUCACGUGUUGGUCAUCAGUUAUCUUGUUUCCAUCCUCCUUCCUGUAUCCUGCUGACCAUAGUACGUCCAGCUGUCAUAAAUAUACGUUUGGUCUUAUGUACUCUUUCAAAAAUAGAGUAUAGUCUGGGUGUCGUAUGGUCUGAUGUACUCUUUCAAACAGAGUAUAGUCUGGGUGUCGUAUGGCCUGGGUGUCAUCUUCUCUGUGCAGGUCCUUGCUACUUCAGCCUGGCAACUAGACCUAUUUAUAUAUAAUGCUUUUGCUCUCCUUAAUGGUUUGCUCCUACACCACGAGGCUACCUGCCGCCCCAAAAUAAGAUGUAGGCCUAUCAGGGGCUAUUAGUUAGUUUUCAGGCCUUAUGGGCGGGUUUUGAGUCGUCAUUGGGCUAGAAAAAGUAAUUGAACUAAAUCACGACUGUUUGGAUGUGUCUGUUAGUAAAUGUUUUAUUUCUAAAAGAUAAAAGAGAACAAUAUACAUUCAAUAAUUAUUUGUCACUGUGUUAACCUCAACCAACAUGCUGGAUCUCUGUUUAGUUGUCACUGUGUUAACCACAACCAACAUGUUGGAUCUCUGUUUAGUUGUCACUGUGUUAACCUCAACCAACAUGCUGUAUCUCUGUUUAGUUGUCACUGUGUUAACCACAACCAACAUGUUGGAUCUCUGUUUAGUUGUCACUGUGUUAACCACAACCAACAUGUUGGAUCUCUGUUUAGUUGUCACUGUGUUAAUCACAACCAACAUGUUGGAUCUCUGUUUAGUUGUCACUGUGUUAACCACAACCAACAUGUUGGAUCUCUGUUUAGUUGUCACUGUGUUAACCACAACCAACAUGUUGGAUCUCUGUUUAGGGGUCAGUGCUCUAAAAUGAUUCUCUCUGGGGAGAGAGAGGAGGGGGACCCUGCUUCUAAAAUGAGUCUCUCUGGGGAGAGAGAGGAGGGGGACCCUGCCUCUAAAAUGAGUCUCUCUGGGGAGAGAGAGGAGGGCACUGCCUCUAAAAUGAGUCUCUCUGGGGAGAGAGAGGAGGGCACUGCCUCUAAAAUGAGUCUCUCUGGGGAACAUGAUACCAAAACUAAGAGACCAAUCAAGCAGGAGAGACCAGCCUCCCCUGUUCCCAGCUGUGUGUCCAUGAAGAGUGACCGGUCUAUGGAACCUCCUAUAUUCUUUAGAGAGGGAGACUUUUCUACUGAACAAAGGUUUAAGGGCAACGUAGCACGUCUGGUGAACAGGGCAGAGUCCCAUAUCAUCAGGCAAACCAGUAGAAACAGGAUCAGCAGCACAACAAGAAACCAACAGGAGAGAUCAGAGUCAGAGAUUCUCAGUGGUCAGUCUUCCCAGAGUCAUCAAACAGACCUGGCCUCCAUAUUCAGUAUGCUUGAAGAUAAAAUUAUGACAUUUGUGAAGAACGAGCUGAAGAUGUUCAAGAGGAUUCUUAGUCCAGAAUUCCCAGAAGGCUUUGAGAGUCAGAAGCAGGAUAAGGAAGUGGUGGAUGCUGAAGAUGAGAAGCAGGAGAGCAGUGCCAGAGAGGGGGCUCUGAAGAUCACACUGCACAUCCUGAGGAAAAUGAACCAGAAGGAGCUUGCUGACACACUGGAGAAAUGUAAGAUCUGUCUGCCUCAUGUUGAAUGAUGUUUUAUAACAUUU
Molecule: messenger RNA, 1807 nt
Organism: Oncorhynchus nerka (sockeye salmon)
Lineage: Eukaryota; Metazoa; Chordata; Actinopteri; Salmoniformes; Salmonidae
Exons: 5
Coding region: 1031-1792 (253 amino acids)
Source: RefSeq, a predicted model, not a curated record